Molecule: messenger RNA, 1146 nt
Organism: Brugia malayi
Lineage: Eukaryota; Metazoa; Nematoda; Chromadorea; Rhabditida; Onchocercidae
Exons: 5
Coding region: 1-1146 (381 amino acids)
Cellular component (GO): nucleus; MLL1 complex
Source: RefSeq, a predicted model, not a curated record
AUGGGCAAAAAAAAGAAAGAUUUCCCUAAAAUUAAGCUGAAAGUUGGAAAAAAAUUGAAGAAAACUACUGCAACUGAUACACGAAUUCAGUCCAAAAAAGUUGUACUUGUUGAACAGUUAACGAAAAGUGACAACCAUUGCUUAUCACAUCGUGGCUUAUCGCUAGAAGAACUAUGUCGUCAACUUGGUCAUUAUAAUUUAAAUAUCAGACGAGAUUCAGUAAUUGGUGUAAAGCAGUUACUUUCUUCACAUCCGGAACUCAUAUCGAAGUAUUUGCAUGUAUUAAUACCAGCUGUCGGACGUCUAAUCGCAUGUGAUAAGAGCGAUUCAUCAUUUCAUGCUCAGCUACGUAGUCUUCUGGAAUUAUUAUGCACAACGAAUGCUUCGACGAUUUCAUCCCAUUUCACUCUGUUAAUGGCUCAUACUCUUCGAGCUUUAACACAUCUCAGAAUGGGGGUACGAAUUUAUGCGCUUACCAUUUUAACGCUCAUAAUGCGAACUUAUCCUGGUCUUUGUCGAAAUAGUACCGAUUUAUUCGAUUCAUUCGUGGAAUUUCUGAAUAGUAAGAGAAUUCCAGCAAACAAAAAGUUGUUACUAGAUGGUGUUCAUGCUUUCCUGCAAGCUUUUUUGGUAGAGGAAUGUGCGACAAUUGGACCUCUUCAUGUUGCAUCGUUUAGCAUUCGUAAUAAGCAUCAUACCAAUAUUAACUUAGCUUCAACCACUCAUCCUUUGAUUGAUUUUUGUGUGCUUGGUUCACAGCCACAACAAUCGUCAAAGUCAUCACUUUAUUCACCUGAAAAAUUUCUCUUAGCACUUUCUGGAAUUGUUUCACUAUUUCUAAUGAGUGCAUCAGAAGAAGAUUCUUCUGCUAAUGAAAAAGAGUGGGCGGAAAUAUUUGGAGUGUUAAAUAAAGUAUUAUUACAAAUUCGUGCUUCGUCUCAAACUACUCAGUUCGAAGAAGAAUUAAAAAAAAUAUUGUCCGGUAUCAACUCUUUACUGAAAAAAGGAAACCUAUCGCAGAGAAUACACACUUUACUGCAUAAGCUGAAUUUGCCUAAUGAUCGAUUAAUUCGAAAGCGUCAAAAAAUGAUCAGUGAUUCUCAAUUGCCAUCAUUAGGAAUGUGCAGUACUACAAUUAUUCCAUAA